AUGCCUUCUUCUGCCGUCUUCUACCGUUCUCUUGAUAAGGCGUACCCUGUGGCCGUAGGCGGUCAAGGAGUGCACCUCUUCACCAAAGAUGGGGAGAAGAUUCUCGAUGGCAGCAGCGGCGCGGCCGUGUCCAGCAUCGGCCACAACAAUCAAGAAGUCGUCGAUGCUAUCGUUGCUCAAGCACGAGGGCUGAGCUUCGCUCACAGCUCCUUCUUCACUUCGGACCCUGUCGAAGAACUGGCGACGUUCCUUCUCGAACAGAGCAAAGGCUCCGACUUCUCGCGAGUCAACUUCCUCUGUUCCGGGUCCGAAGCUGUUGAGUCGGCUCUGAAGCUCGUCCGGCAGUACCACAUCUACAACGGACAGCCAGAACGCACCAAGUUCAUCGGCAGACACCACUCAUAUCAUGGCAAUACCAUGGGUGCGAUGGCUAUUGGGUUCAACCCACCGCGCAGGCAGCCUUUCGAAGCGAUCCUGAGCCGAGCUUUUCAUCACGUCUCUCGCUGCUUCUAUGAUCAAGAUGCCAACGGACGGUCCGAGCAGCAUUUCGAAGACGAUCUGAUUGCGGAAUACGAGUCCAAGAUCCAAGAGCUCGGAGCGACCACGAUUGCAGCUGUUGUAGUCGAGCCCGUCGUCGGAGCCACUCUGGGCACAGUGCCAGCCACGAAAACAUACUUGCCACGCUUGAAACAGCUGUGCGAGAAGCAUGGCGUCUUACUCGUGUUUGAUGAAGUCAUGUGCGGGAUGGCUCGGGUGGGAAGCUACCACGCCUGGCAGUGUCUUGGGGGAUUCCCCCCGGAUGUGCAGACGAUCGGGAAGGGUUUGGGAGGUGGCUAUCUCCCGCUCUCAGCCAUUCUGAUCUCAACCAAGGUGGCGUCCGUGUUUGAGCAGAACAGAUGCGCCAGCGCUCUCGCCGUCCAGAAGAUCAUCCAACGGGACGAUCUGGUCCAGAAUGCCAGACGUCAAGGAUUGCUGCUCGAGAAGAUGGUCGUGAAAGCCCUCCCAGCCGAACUCAAGGCUCUCGGGGCGAGCAUGCGCGGCCUUGGGCUCUUCCGCUCUAUCGACUUUGGGAACUCCAAAACCAAGUUCGGCGGACCACUGGCAGCUCAAGUAGCUGAAGAAACGUUCAAGAAUGGUGCGACUGUCUAUCUGUGCUCGGGGGCAGUCGACGCUGUAAUGUUUGCGCCGCCUUUGAUCAUUGCAAACGAGGAGUUGGCCGAGUUGGGGGACAAGUUCCAACGCGCGGUGAGGACUGUCCUGUCACGGCGAGUGUCAGCGGCUGCUGUGAAGCACAAGCUCUAG
Molecule: messenger RNA, 1302 nt
Organism: Saxophila tyrrhenica
Lineage: Eukaryota; Fungi; Ascomycota; Dothideomycetes; Mycosphaerellales; Extremaceae
Exons: 2
Coding region: 1-1302 (433 amino acids)
Cellular component (GO): cytosol
Molecular function (GO): transaminase activity; pyridoxal phosphate binding
Source: RefSeq, a predicted model, not a curated record